UGGUGGGUAAUCACGGUGGAAUAAAACGACACUCUCAAAUCCACUUUUGGGGUUUCCCAUAUCUCAAAACAAACCAGCCAACCAAUCAAGUUCACUUAAUUUAUUUUUUUUAAUUAUUUAAAUUAUUGACAUUCAUCUCUCCGUCGUUCACAACAACCAACCACGUCGGCUAGGCCCUGUUGAGAGGGCUACAGCCGGAGAUUCUCAAUUGCCGGCGACCAAUCGAAGAUGUGUUCGCCGGGCAAUCCCAACUGGGAUUUUGAUUACGCCUUAAUAGACGACCUUCCUGUCCCUGGCGGUGACCUUCUUCAACUUGGAGAGCCGCCAAGUUUUACCUGGCCUUCUCAUUCUUUCACUGCUCCUACCGCUCUCAGUGUAGAAUUUAAUGACUCAUAUGGGAACUCUGAUGGACUUAAGGAAACCAAGUCUCAGAAACGGUUGAGGCCUGAAUCAUGUGGUGCAUCUGGUUCCAAAGCAUGUAGAGAAAAAAUGCGGAGGGAUAGACUUAACGACAGGUUCCUGGAAUUGGGUUCUAUUUUGUAUCCUGAAAGGCCUAAUAAAAUGGACAAAGGAGUUAUAUUAAGUGAUGCUGUACGGAUUGUGACUCAGUUGCGUAGGGAAGCCCAAAAGCUAAAGGAAUCAAAUGAGCAGCUCGAGGAGAAAAUAAAUGAAUUAAAGGCUGAGAAGAACGAACUUCGAGAUGAGAAGCAGAGGUUAAAGGCAGAGAAAGAUACCCUUGAUCACCAAGUGAAAGCUCUCAGUAAUCAACCAGGUUUCCUACACCCUCCCGCCGUACCAGCUCCUUUUUCUGCUCCAGGCCAUGUCAUUGGCAGCAAGCUGGUGCCCCUUGGGUACCCUGGAAUUUCCAUGUGGCAGUUUAUGCCGCCAGCUGCUGUUGAUACUUCUCAGGACCAUGUUCUGCGUCCUCCAGUUGCCUAGCUUGGCAGAAUUUGUUUGUAUAGCAUCUUUGAAGGACAUAGUUAUAUGGCCUUUCUAGUGCAUGAUAAGGGCAAUGGAGUACAUAAGUUGGUAGUUGCAAUUUAAUUAACAAUUUUGGUAUCUAGUUUACCAAUUUUGACUUGUCAAAUUGUGUAUUGCGAUUACUUUGGAACAACUGUAUCUAUGCAUAACCGGGGAGAGAGGCUGAAGGCUUUUAUUAGAAUCGAGUUCAGUGAAGCAAUUUUUCUUUGAACACUGUUUCUGCAAGGUUAGGAUGUAACAGAGUAGACAACAUUAAGAUGAAAUGCAAAAUCUUCUUUAUUUUGAA
Messenger RNA from Ziziphus jujuba (common jujube), 1267 nucleotides. Its product is annotated as transcription factor ILR3. Bases 229 to 939 code for a protein of 236 amino acids. The transcript has 5 exons. Gene Ontology annotation, molecular function: protein dimerization activity; DNA-binding transcription factor activity. The record is from RefSeq and is a predicted model, not a curated record. NCBI's taxonomy places the organism in Eukaryota, Viridiplantae, Streptophyta, Magnoliopsida, Rosales, Rhamnaceae. Gene Ontology annotation, biological process: regulation of DNA-templated transcription; intracellular iron ion homeostasis.